Messenger RNA from Baudoinia panamericana UAMH 10762, 2835 nucleotides. RefSeq lists its product as uncharacterized. NCBI's taxonomy places the organism in Eukaryota, Fungi, Ascomycota, Dothideomycetes, Mycosphaerellales, Teratosphaeriaceae. Bases 1 to 2835 code for a protein of 944 amino acids. The transcript is spliced from 3 exons. The record is from RefSeq and is a predicted model, not a curated record. Gene Ontology annotation, cellular component: endoplasmic reticulum membrane. Gene Ontology annotation, biological process: GPI anchor biosynthetic process.
AUGGCUCGCAGUCGUAUGCAACGGCUCACUGCGCUGGCCACUGCUAAUGCGCUGCUGCCAAUAGCAGCCAUCGUCUUCGCAUUCGGCUUCUUCCCAUACAAGCCGUUACUCCCUGGCCUUGCUACCUUUCCAGAUGCGCAAGAUACGAGUGUUUGGGGUCACGGCCAGCCGGAAGCCAUCUUUGACCGGGUGGUAUUUAUGGUAGUUGAUGCUUUGCGGACCGACUUCGUCUAUGGCUACAACAGUGGCUUUGAGUUCACGCAGAGUCUUAUCCGCAAUGGUGCUGCCAUACCAUUUACAGCUCAUGCCACUCCGCCGACCGUUACCAUGCCCCGAGUAAAAGCGCUAACCACAGGCUCCGUCCCAUCCUUCGCCGACCUGAUCUUCAACCUUGACGAAAGUGGCUCAGGUUCAACACUGGCUACGCAAGACACAUGGCUGGCACAGAUAAAGGUCAAAGGGGGAAAGCUCGUCUUCUAUGGCGAUGACACAUGGCUGCGACUGUUUCCGGGUGACUUCUUCGAGCGCGCAGACGGCACAAGCUCCUUCUUCGUCUCGGAUUUCACGGAAGUAGACAACAAUGUUACACGCCAUGUGCCUGAUGAGCUGAUGAACAGUGACUGGAAUGCUCUUAUCAUGCACUACCUCGGCUUGGACCAUAUUGGACACAAGACGGGACCGAAUGGGCCGAACAUGUUGCCCAAGCAACGCGAGAUGGAUGGCAUUGUGCGAAUGAUUUACGAGUCCAUGGAGAGCAGCGAACAUCUUGCCAAUACGUUGCUGGUGCUUGCUGGCGACCACGGCAUGAAUGCGGGUGGCAACCAUGGCGGCAGUGGGCCUGGCGAGACGGAACCUGCUUUGCUUUUUGCCAGUCCGAAGCUCAAAGCAAGACGUGACAGGAUCGACAUCAAUUGCCCGACCGCGCCCAGAGCUGGCACUGACUUUCACUACUAUCGUAAAGUGGAACAGAGCGAUAUCGUACCGACGCUGGCGGGCUUGAUGCAGUUGCCCAUCCCAAAGAACAGUCUCGGCGUGUUCAUCCAUGAGCUUGCCGGUCUCUGGCCGGAACACAGACAUGGGACGCAGAUCCUGCAUCAGAAUGGCAAACAAGUGAUGCAUAUCGUCGAAGCUGCUUACGGUGUGGAAUCGUUCCGGACGAAGGUAGCAAGCCGGAAACUGCGGGUUGAAUCACUCGAAGAUGCUGGCUUCGACCGCGCAGACGAUGAAAUCGCACGUCUUUGGGUGCGCACAGAGUCUGCUCUACACGAAGCUGCCGCUGAUCAGAUGCGUGACGUGGAGAUUGCCGACCAUACCUGUUUGAGCUUUCUCAUCGAAGCCCAAGAAACACUGAGCAAUGCCGCCAGCACCUAUGACGUCCCUCGGAUGGUUGCGGGCAUUGUUCUCAGCAUGCUCGCUGCCGCGUUCGCAGCUUUGUCCAUACCCGCGGUAUGGCCGCCAAGCACAGCAGGCGUCUUUUUUGCCCUAAUUGCUCUGCUUUACGGCAUGAUGAUGUUUGCCAGCAGCUUCGUCGAGGAGGAGCAGCGGCUCUGGUACUGGCUCACACCGGCAUGGGUUUCUCUGCUGUUAGUGAGGAGCAUUGUGAGAACACGAGACGCACGGAACAAGCUUCGAGCUGCAAUUUCCGGGUUGGGUAUACUCGCCGUCCACCGCUUAGCUAUAGGCUGGGACCAGACGGGCCAGAAGCACGCCGGCGAGCCCGACAUUGUGCAUACUUUCUUCCCAAAUUACCACGCCCUAAUGUGGAUGCUCGUGCUUAUUACGUACCUUUAUUUUGGUUUCAAGGUGGCGCAGCGGAGUCUCAUGGAUAUCAUCGCUCCGGACAACGCCGCUGUCGUUGCCUUCAUCCUGGUGGCACCAGCCAUCGUUUUCAAAUUGAACUUCACGCAAGCCGAUGCACCAGAACUGGUCCAGCGAAUAGGCUUGCAAAUCAGGAGCUGGACGCGACCAUUCAGUCUGGUCGCUCAAGCGCAACUUGCCUUCGCACUGCAGGGCCUUGUCACGAUCGCAGUGGCUGCGCUCGCGGUUGGCUUAGCGCGAGGAAGUGUCAUCGGCAAGCGUAAUGGACCAGCAGUCCGAGUCACGUUGGCGGAGAGACUUCAUUACGUGUUAUCGUUGUUUUUGACGAUGCAGACUCGGGCACCGAACAUACCGCUCUUCCUAGGUCUUGAAGCGCAAAGAGCAGCACUGGCGUAUCUGCUACACUCCACCGAUGAGAACCACAAAACCCAGCUGCGUCGUAAUGCCCUCAUCUCAAGCACCGAACUUGCCACAACCGCACUGCUUUUCUCUCACACGUACUUCUUCUGCAUGGGCGGCUCGAACUCUAUCUCCAGCGUUGACCUAAGCAACGCAUACAAUGGCGUAGGCGGCUACAACAUCGUAGCCGUGGGCGUCCUCCUCUUUGCAAGCAACUGGGCUGGACCUAUCUGGUGGUGCAGCGCAGCCUGUACUGUCACGUUCCGCAAGUUGGCCAACCCUUCAGCCGACAAACUUUUGCGAACAGAAGAUCAGCGAUCGUGGAUUUACGCAGAGCGGACGAAACUGCAAAGGGAUGCAGCUCAAACAACAGCCGAGCCUGCAGAGGGCCAUACUGUGCCUGACAGCUGGCUUGAGUACGCCUCGCUUAUGACGGUUUUCGUAGCUACUGGUUUGCUUGCGGUAAUGGCAGCGUGUACAGCAUUACGCACGCACCUAUUCAUCUGGACGGUGUUCAGUCCAAAGUACCUGUAUGCGCUGGCGUGGUGUAUAGGCUGGCACAUGGUCGUCAAUAUCGGAUUCGGGAGCCUACUAAGGUGGCUCGGAAACCAUGGGUGA